UUCUCUGUCCUUGACUGUUGAUUGCUGCAGUGCAUUGAUAGCAGACAGUGUUAUCAUUGAACUAGAUAAAACCCCAAAUGUAAAACGCUCCUACAACAAACAACAACAGCUAGAAAUGAAUCAAGAGUGUAUUGAAAUUUCGACUAAACAAGGCAAGUUAAGAGGUCUUGUCAAGAAGUCAUCAGGGAUUCAUAACAAAACUUAUUAUUCUUUUCAAGGCAUUCCUUAUGGGAAACCUCCCAUUGGAGAAUUAAGAUUCAAACCUCCUGAACCAUUUGGAAAGUGGGAAGGAACACGAGAUGCUUUUAAGGAGGGAAAUUGCUCCAUUCAAUACCACAUAUUAUUUAACUACCCUGUUGGUGACGAGGACUGCCUCUUCCUCAAUGUCUACACCACUCAGCCAAAAGAAGGAGCUAAGAAAGCUGUGAUGGUGUGGAUACAUGGUGGAGGAUUUUUUGCUGAUUCUGGCUCCUCUGAACUCUACGGACCAGAUUUCUUAGUUGAAGAAGAUAUAGUAUAUGUAUCCAUGAACUAUCGGUGUGGAGCAUUAGGAUUUCUAUCUCUUGAAAACGAGAAGCUGCCUGGAAACCUGGGCCUUAAAGAUCAAGCAUUGGCAUUGCAGUGGGUACACGAUAACAUUGAGAGUUUUGGUGGAGACCCUGACAAUGUUACAAUAUUUGGAGAGAGUGCUGGUGGGGCUUCUGUAAACUACCAACUGCUGUCUCCGCUAUCUAGAGGAUUAUUUCACAAAGCCAUAAUUCAAAGUGGCUGCUCACUUAGUCAGUGGGCCUUACAGGACAAUCCAAGAGAGAAAGCCCUGCUGCUGGCCAGAGACUUGGGUUGUACUUCCGAGGAUCCUGACACUGUUUUGGAAUUCCUCAUGUCUGUUCCUGCCAUGGAUCUUGUAAAAAGUCAGAACAAUGAGGCACUCCGUACAGAAAAUGAACGUGUUCAGAGAAUUUCAAUUAUAUUUUCACCUUGUGUGGAGAAAUAUGGAAAUGCACCGUUUCUGACUGACUGUCCUCGUAAGCUGAUGGAGAGAGGAGAUUUUGCCAAGGUGCCUAUCAUCAUAGGAUUCACUGAUAAGGAAGGAAUGCUACUUUUAAUAAUGAAAAAGCUCCAGUUUGAUAGUAUAAAUAACGACCCAUCAGUGUUGGUACCUCAAAACUUGGCCAAGACACCAAAGAAAGAGGAGGUUCUGAGACUGGGCAAGGAGAUUCUGAAGUUCUACACCAACACUGACUCUUUGUCCUGGGAUGUUGCACCUCAGUUUUUGGAUCUUAUAGGUGAUAUCCAUUUCGCAAUGCCACUUCAAAACGCCAGACAGUAUUUCCUGAAACAACAGAUACCAGUCUACUCUUAUCUGUUCACAUACACAAGCCCUCGAGCUCUCUCUUACUCAACAGUACCUCUGUCGUAUCCAGACAGGGCUGAACAGUUUGUUGGUAGUGGUGCUAGUCAUGCUGAUGAGCUGCCAUAUCUCUUCUCCACAAACAUGACCCAGUGUCCCAUUCCUCCACCAAAUGAUGAAGAUAAAGCAUUCAUGAGCAAGUUUUUGAAAGCAUGGACAACUUAUGCCAAAACCAGUAACCCAAACUGUGACGGACUUGGAGUAACUUGGAAACCCGACAAUAUCGACAACUCCUCUUUCUUGGUUCUAGGAAAGGUUAUCAAACCAUCAAAUGGAAUAUCUUUUCCAGAUAGAACAAAGUUCUGGAGGAGAAUUUGUGAAAAAUAUUCAUAUUCAUACUGAAAAACAUUGUUAUUAUUAAUGUUAAUGCAGACAAUGUUAAUAUGUUGGAAUAUCUAGUUUAAUACAUUUGAAAUGAUACUGCAUAACAUUUGAAAAAAGUAUUACUGGAAAAUUGUAUUAGUUUACAAAUUAUUUUAAACUAUUAUAUAAACAUUAAUUAAAUGUACAACAGGUUGAUUUAGUA
Homalodisca vitripennis (glassy-winged sharpshooter) is the source of this 1937-nucleotide messenger RNA. Its product is annotated as acetylcholinesterase-like. The record is from RefSeq and is a predicted model, not a curated record. The coding region runs from base 116 to 1753 and encodes 545 amino acids. NCBI's taxonomy places the organism in Eukaryota, Metazoa, Arthropoda, Insecta, Hemiptera, Cicadellidae. The transcript has 11 exons.